GAUUUACGAGGAAUGAAAUAGAUUGGAAAACGGUGUUCAUAGUUAAAAGAACAUUUAAAUCUCUCUACAUAUUAUAAUUGUUUAAUCAUAAUUAUUACUUAUAAUCGUCGCAAAAUGUUGCGCAUCAUUGCAAAACGAAUACAGGGUGUAACGAUUACUUCUUUACGAACCUUUGGCACACAAACUGCGAGUACUAAUUCAUCCAAUGUGAAUACCAAUGUGCCAGGCCUCAGUAAUAACGUUGUCAAAAUACCAAACACACCUGUAGGACCCAACGCCUCCAAGAAUAAGGAAUACAAGAAUCCCGAGUACUUUUGCUAUCAUGUAGACUCGUUCGGGGAAGCCGAAGUAGAAUUGGCAAAGUACAGGUUGCCAGCACCAUCUAAUAGAACACCGUUCAAUAAAUAAACGAUAGAACAAAAGCUUGCAGUAGGAACGAAAUAAUAAAUUUAAUAAGUUGAAAAAAUGUACAAAAGAGAUGGCGAUGAUAAGCUGUGUGUGUUCAAAACUAUAUGUGUUACGUAUUAAUCUAGAAAAAUAUGUUUGAUUUGUCUGUGUGA
This is a messenger RNA of Cyphomyrmex costatus, 560 nucleotides long. RefSeq names its product NADH:ubiquinone oxidoreductase subunit V3 (gene NdufV3). The transcript has 3 exons. NCBI's taxonomy places the organism in Eukaryota, Metazoa, Arthropoda, Insecta, Hymenoptera, Formicidae. The record is from RefSeq and is a predicted model, not a curated record. Gene Ontology annotation, cellular component: respiratory chain complex I; mitochondrion. Bases 115 to 408 code for a protein of 97 amino acids.